Callorhinus ursinus (northern fur seal) is the source of this 3608-nucleotide messenger RNA. It is a transcript of the gene GMPR, whose product is annotated as guanosine monophosphate reductase. Gene Ontology annotation, cellular component: GMP reductase complex. The record is from RefSeq and is a predicted model, not a curated record. Gene Ontology annotation, molecular function: GMP reductase activity. Gene Ontology annotation, biological process: nucleotide metabolic process. NCBI's taxonomy places the organism in Eukaryota, Metazoa, Chordata, Mammalia, Carnivora, Otariidae.
CGCCCGCGCUGCAGGAAGGAGCUGCGAGCUGUAGCGGCGCCUGCCUCCGCGCGCCGAGCCGCACCAUGCCCCGCAUAGAUGCAGACCUCAAGCUGGACUUUAAGGAUGUCCUGCUCCGACCCAAGCGAAGCAGCCUCAGGAGCCGAGCCGAGGUGGAUCUUGAGCGUACCUUCACGUUUCGAAAUUCGAAGCAGACCUACUCAGGGAUUCCCAUCAUCGUGGCCAACAUGGACACCGUGGGGACAUUCGAGAUGGCGGUGGUGAUGUCCCAGCACUCCAUGUUCACGGCAAUUCAUAAGCACUACACCUUGGACGAGUGGAAGCUCUUUGCGGCUCAUCACCCAGAAUGUCUGCAGCACGUAGCUGUGAGUUCGGGCAGUGGGAAGAGCGAUCUGGAAAAGAUGAGCGACAUCUUGGAAGCGGUGCCGCAGGUCAAGUUCAUAUGCCUGGAUGUGGCCAACGGGUAUUCAGAACAUUUUGUGGAGUUCGUGAAGCUGGUGCGUGCCCGAUUUCCGGAACACACCAUUAUGGCAGGGAACGUGGUAACAGGGGAGAUGGUGGAAGAGCUUAUUCUUUCUGGAGCAGACAUAAUCAAAGUGGGCGUUGGACCAGGUUCCGUGUGCACCACCCGCACCAAGACGGGGGUGGGCUACCCCCAGCUCAGUGCGGUGAUCGAGUGCGCAGACUCUGCCCACGGCCUGAAGGGGCACAUCAUCUCCGACGGAGGCUGCACAUGUCCAGGAGAUGUCGCCAAAGCCUUUGGAGCUGGAGCGGAUUUUGUCAUGCUGGGAGGGAUGUUUUCAGGCCACACGGAGUGUGCCGGAGAGGUGAUCGAGAAGAAUGGGCAGAAGCUCAAGCUCUUCUACGGAAUGAGCUCCGAAACGGCAAUGAAGAAGCAUGCAGGAGGGGUUGCUGAAUACAGAGCCUCUGAGGGCAAGACUGUGGAAGUGCCUUACAAGGGGGAUGUCGAAAACACAAUUCUGGAUAUUCUUGGGGGACUGAGGUCUACCUGCACUUACGUGGGGGCCGCCAAACUCAAAGAGCUCAGCAGGAGGGCGACGUUCAUCCGGGUGACGCAACAGCACAACACCGUGUUCAGCUAACCUUGAGGAUGAGGUGACGUCCAGCUCGUGGAAGCUUCCACGCACACCUGCUUUCCCACCGCCCUCAUGUUACGUCAGAGUUUCUGGCCGCUCCUGAAUGGUGGACUACUCCCCAGAGGCUUUGGGGCUCCCUUGGUGCCUUUGGGGGCGGGGGCUGGAAGCAGGGCACUGACCGGGUCAGUGGUCAGAGCCCAGCUGCCUGGAACUCAUAACCUCAUUGUUAAAACUAAUUCCCCUUUUUCUUUCAUUUCUUUUCUUUUCUUUCUCUCUUUCUUUUUUUAAAGAAAAAUGGUUUCACUUUAAUAUAAUGCAAUUAUCUUAAGACUUGGUGGAGUGCUGGAGUUUGCAUUUGCAGAAACAAGUUGUCAGGGGAGCUUGGGGGUUUUCUACCUUCUUCCCACGCUUGGUUGUUAGCGGUCGAGGCACGGCGGGAGGAGCGAGCAGGGGAGGAUGGAGGCGGGGGAGGGGGGUCAGAGUCACUGGGCUCCCCUCCUCCGCUUCUGGUCGCGCCUGCAAAGGACGAAAGCGCCCGCCUAGACCCAUGAACUUGAAGAAGUGGUCUCCUGCGGAUAGGAGGUGUGGUGAUGUGUUUUCACCACCUGCGUUACACGUGCCUUUUGGGAACAGGUGUCUGGCCCUGUGGGGUCAGUGUUGCUUUCGGGACGCUGUCCCUCUCUUGGUUUUUCAUUGAGUUUUGUUUUCCUUCCUCUCUUCCCUCCUCAGCCCCAACCUGUCAGGCUGGCCUCUCUCUUAAAGAGAAUAGACAUUAUCUUGAAGUUCACGGGAUGUUUUCUUGGAAGGUUAGCCACCCAAAAAUUGGCAAGUGGAAUCCUUACUGAAACACAGCGCAAACCUUGCCCAGCGGCUUUCUACAAGUCAGUGGUUUAAAAUCUGAGUUAGAAAUACGUCCUUGUCAAGGCCAUUCAUACUUUCGAGGAAGGACCACAUGGUAUUCACCGACUGGUAACAGUGGUAUUUCCUUGGAGAAUGGACCCAUGGCCUUGGAGGAAUCCUACAGACCGGCCACCACCACACUGGUUUAAACGGUGAAUAUGGAUUAACGAUGACCGGUCACUGCUUCUGGAGCAUACCCUGAGUAAUAGGACUGGAAAAUAUAUGCAGACCAGGAUGUUUUACUUUAUUUUCUUUUGAAUGAGGCUUAACGAACCAGACACAAGAGUCCAUUGUCCUUGAAAAAGCAAGCGACUACCCUGGCGUAGAGAAGGGUCACACGGCGCUACCGUUUAAGGACAAAUUAACGGCCUGAGGUCCCUUGUGAACUGCCACUAGAGGAAGGAUCCAUCCAGGCCAUAGUGCUCCAGGAAAUUAUAGGUCCAUUUGUAGUUUCAUAAGAAUCCGUUUAAAGGCCCCCAGCAACUCGAACUCCGUUGUGCUACUCCCCCCUCUCAAUCCAUUGAGAGUAGUCCUCGGACUCGUGGAAACAUGAAUGGGCUGGAGGGUGUUUAACAUACAGAGCGAGGUGUGGGGUUUGCCUGGAGGCACCCCACCUUUCCUGUUUGCUUGUCUGAGGUUUGAGGCCCACGCUACUACUCCUGUGGAAGAGUUUUUCUACUCAGGCCCUUCAGUGUGUUCAUUUUAAGAGAUUCUCUGUUGCAAAAUAAGGGAGAGAAGGAAAGGUCUUAAACAAACCCAUUCCGAAUGCACCAGCAAUAGUAAGGGGACUUUGAGGGCAUAGCCCUGCCUGAGGGGGGCACAGCCAGCUUCCCUGCCACACCCAGAGUGGUCCCGGAGGGCCCCCCCCCGCCGGAGCCCACUAGAGGCUGUGCUCUUUGCAGAGACCUGUGCCUGCUUUAUCCCUCUCGUGUAGAGCUUUUGCCCGCUUCAUUUCCAUGAGCUGGAGGACCGUCCUUUGCUCACCUAAUUUUUAGGGAAGUGAGUCACUUAGAAGCAGAGAUUUUGCAAACCUCACCCUGAAGCCUCCAUUAUGCUUUGUGUCCCACAGCCACGGGCCCCGGGGAGCCUGGACCGGGCUCGCCCUCAGCCCUGGUAUCGGGCAGGAUGCCUGAGUAUCUGCGGCAACCUGCUAGCCUUCCUGCUUAGGAGUCUGGGGCGGGGGGGAGUCUGUGAAUGAGCUGCCCUUCACCUUGGGCUGCUGCCUGCAGAAUCUUAAGGCUGGAAGGAUUCUAUAGGCACACGUCUGGUUGGGGCUGAGGGGCUCCCGUGCAUGGGUCCUGGGGGGAUUAUGUCCUGGGGCAACGGCUAGGAGUGGGCACGGUGCAUGCUUGCAAUGCAACACCCUUGAGACAAACGGGCUCCUCCGCAUGCAUGCCAGGGGCGGGGGGCUCGCUUGUCAAAUUUCUGGAACUUUCUGGAACUUUCCACGGUCAGACCACAAACCAGUGUACAGCAACGCUGUUCCAGAAUGUAUCGAUGAUGGUACAGGAGUUCCAUGAAGCUACCAAAUGCUAUUUAGAAACAAAUCUCUCUUGUCAACAGCAUUGUUCAGAUAGGAGAAAUAAAACGUGAACUGAAUAAGUCAAAACA